AUGACGUCGCCCAGCCCCGUCUGCGAGGCCACGCUUUUGGCCCCCGACUUUGCGCGGCUGGAUGACCACCGCGCGCCGUUGUGCACUCCCACCCUGCGUGCCCUGGGCGGCGAUCACCUGGCUGUCGGCACCCACUCGCUGAGCAGUCCGCACAUCGCCAGCCCGGCGCUGGCCGGCUGGACGCCCCGGUUGACGGGCAAGGAUGAGGAUGCAGAGGAGGGUGGUGGGGGCGGCCCCAGGCUGAGAUCAAUCGAGCGCGCGUCACUGGCAGCCGCCACCGCUGCCCCUUCUCUGGCGCUGCCCAUCGAGCCGGUGCCGCUGCCGCCCCUCCUCCAAAGCAACUUCCUGUCUGUCAGCUUGCCCACCAACGUUAGCGAGUUUGCAGGUGUGGCAGACUUCAACCAGACCCAGGCAGGCAGCAACAGUGAUGCACCUGUCGGCGUUUGCGGAAUGCCACAGUUACUGGUCAAGGCGGAGCCCACAACCUCGGCAGGCAGUGAGAGCGCUGGCACAUGCCAGCUGCCAGCAGCGGGCAUGCUCAAUAGCAGCGGCGGCAAGCACCCUACUUAUGCUACACUGACCGCAGAUGGGGUGGCUGCUGCCCUGGCCAUGAGCAGCGACAUCAUGCAGCAGCGUGACCAGGAGCUGGAGCAGCAGCAGCAGUUUGGCACCCACAAUUGCAGCAGCAACGGCAACGGCAGCAGGCCUGGCACCGCCAGUGCUUCUGCAGUGGCUGCAGCGGCAGCAGAUGAGCUAUCGGACAAUCGCCUCUCACUCGAGUUUCUGGAGGAAAAUGGCUAUUUUGACAUGCCAAUUCAGCAAGCCGCGGCAGAGCUGCACGUGGGCGUGACAACCCUGAAGAAGGUCUGCCGCGUGAACAACAUUGGACGCUGGCCAUUUCGCAAGCGCUCCUCACUCAACCGCCUGAUAGAAAAGACGCGCGAGUACUUUGCUGGCGACUCGCAGCAAUGCGCCGAGGCGCUUGCGCAGCUGGAGGCGCAGCGCAGCGUGCUGCAGGCGCAGCAGGGGGAGGACAUCCCAGAAAGUGUCAAGCGCUACCGGCAGUCCAUCUUCAAGCUCGAUUACAAGGUCAAGUGUGCGAAACGCAGCGGCAGGUGGCGACAGGCGGUUGAGCAUGGCAGCGGUGGCACUGUCGAGCUGUUGAGUGCGCUGGGCCUGCCUCUCCAGCCCCCAUCACUCUCACCCGGGCACAAUUAG
Molecule: messenger RNA, 1218 nt
Organism: Chlorella variabilis
Lineage: Eukaryota; Viridiplantae; Chlorophyta; Trebouxiophyceae; Chlorellales; Chlorellaceae
Exons: 5
Coding region: 1-1218 (405 amino acids)
Molecular function (GO): DNA-binding transcription factor activity
Source: RefSeq, a predicted model, not a curated record